GUCCACUACGUUGUUUCAGACAAUCAAAGCGAGCUAAUUUGAAAAAUUUCAUGGGCACUAUGGAGUGACUAGGUUUUUUCCAAUUUUCGUUUUGAUUAGCAAGACCAAAUUUUUCCCCCCAUAGAAAAAAAAAAAAGAUUCGGCGAUAGGUGUUCGCACAAGUUUCAAGUGCAUCCUCCGAAGAAAAAGUAGACGCAUGGAAUGGAAAGAGCAGACAUAUCCAUUCUCGUGUUGAAUAAACACUUGGGGUUUAGGCGCGCCACAUAGUUCGGCUUGAAGUGUAUGAUGGCUCGUGACGUAGGGUGCGGUAGAAGUUUCCUCUUUUUCGAUGUGGCACCUACACCCAUCUAUUUUUCGCGCGUUGUUCCACACUUGGAAAUGACUUUCAUGCCAAUAAUUUUACAUCCGUCCCGACCAACCCUGUUUUCCUUUCUCUCCAUUCUUUCAGCAUCUCCCCGAAAUGCCGUCUGAGGAAAGAACACCUCUCUUGAACGGCGAUCGCCAGGCAGAUACUCCCUCCAAUCCUUAUGGUAUCUCCCCUGACGAUUUUGCAAAGCUUGUUGACCCAAAGAACCCAGAUGUUCUCAAAAAGCUCGGAGGCGUGCAAAAGAUAUGCAAACAACUCAAAGUUGACCCUAAGACUGGCUUAAAUCCUGAUGAAGGCCAAGAAUCCUCUUCCGAUAAACCUUUUGCCGAACGUCAAUCGGUAUUUGGCACCAAUGUGCUGCCAGAGGCCAAGAGCAAAAGCUUUUUGGAACUACUAUGGAAUGCUUACAACGACAAAACUCUCAUUAUGCUUACCAUCGCUUCUAUCGUCUCGCUUGCCGUUGGCAUUUGGGAAGACUAUUCACCCAGACACCCUGCCGACGAACCUCGUGUUGGAUGGGUGGAAGGAACCGCUAUUCUUGUGGCUGUGCUAGCUGUCGUUUUCACCAAUGCUAUCAAUGAUUAUCAAAAGGAAGCUCAAUUUAAAAAACUGAACGCUAAGAAGGAAGAUCGAGUGGUAAAACUACUUCGUGGAGGAAAGGAAAAGCAAAUCAACAUUAGCGAAAUCAACGUCGGUGAUAUCCUUUUGCUUGAGCCUGGUGAUAUACUGUCUGUCGAUGCUUUGUUUAUUGACGGUCACAAUUUGGCUUGCGAUGAAUCUUCCGCCACUGGUGAAUCCGAUACAAUGAAGAAAACCACUGACGACAAGGGCGAUUGCUUUAUUCUUUCUGGUUCCAAGGUCCUGGAAGGUGUUGCUCGUGUGGUAGUCAUUGCCGUGGGUGAACAUUCAUUCUUUGGAAAGACCAUGAUGUCUAUGCGUGAUACCGGCACUGAAGUCACUCCUUUGCAAGCCAAGCUCGAUAUCCUAGCUGAGCAAAUUGCUAAGCUUGGUUUUGCCGCUGCUGUCACUAUGUUAAUUGUCUUAAUCAUCAAAUACUUUAUUACUGCUUCUCUCCAACCCGAAUUCCCACCUGGCGCCGAUAUUGCUGCUGCCAUCAUUAGUAUUGUCAUUCAAGCUAUUACCAUCAUUGUUGUUGCUGUGCCAGAAGGUUUACCUAUGGCCGUUACCAUGGCACUUGCUUUCGCCACCACUCAAAUGCUCAAGGAUAACAACUUGGUCCGUGUCUUGGCAGCCUGUGAAACCAUGGGUAAUGCUACAGCUGUAUGCUCAGACAAAACUGGUACCCUGACUCAAAACAAGAUGACAGUCGUUGAAGGAUCACUUGCUGAAAAGACAUUUUCCAAGGCCGACGAUGCAAAGAACUGGUACAAGGAGGUUGAUAAGAAUGUAUCUGAAUUGCUCUUUGAGAGUAUUGCUAUCAACUCUACUGCUUUUGAAGGCAAGGAUGAAAAGGGUCAAGAUGCAUUUGUUGGUUCCAAGACCGAAUGUGCGCUGCUUGGUUUAACUAAGGGACUCGGCUAUGAUCAUGAAAAGACAAGACAUAACACCAAGAAGGUCAAGGUUUAUCCCUUUGCCUCUCAACGCAAAACUAUGACCACCGUCAUUGAGAUCAACGACGGAUCUGCCAAAACCACGGAAAAGGCUAAAUGCCGUGUCCAUACUAAGGGUGCCUCUGAAAUUGUUCUCUCUUCUUGCACUCAAUAUAUUGACGAAAAGGGCAAUGUCCACAAACUAGACCAGGAAGCCACCACCAAAUUUGAAAAUGUCAUCAACGAAUAUGCUGAAAAAGCCCUUCGUACCAUCACCUUGGCUUAUAAGGACUUGUCGGAUGCCCAGGUCAAGAAGAUGUCAGAUGAUGAACCCCCGCUUGAUAACCUCGUUGUCAUUGGUAUUGUUGGUAUUAUGGAUCCCCUACGCCCUGGAGUAGUCGAAUCUGUCCAAGCCUUCCGUAAUGCUGGUGUCUUUGUUCGCAUGAUUACUGGUGAUAACCUUACAACUGCCAAGGCCAUCGCUCGCAAUGCUGGUAUUUUUACCAAGGGUGGCGUUGCCUUAACUGGACCGGAAUUCCGUGAAUUGUCUCGUGAGGAGCAAAUGAAGAUUGUACCUCGCCUCCAAGUUCUUGCUCGAUCUUCACCUACCGAUAAAACCAUUGUUGUGGAUUGCCUUCAGAAGCAAGACCAAGUGGUUGGUAUGACUGGUGAUGGUACCAACGAUGGCCCUGCUCUGAAAAUGGCCGAUGUUGGUUUCUCCAUGGGUAUUGCUGGUACUGAAGUCGCUAAGGAGGCUUCUGAUAUUAUUCUGAUGGACGAUAACUUCAACUCUAUUCUCAAGGCUCUCAAAUGGGGUCGUGCUGUGAAUGACGGUGUUCGCAAGUUCUUAACUUUCCAACUGACAGUUAAUAUUGCUGCUGUGGCCCUUUCCUUUAUUAGUGCUGUGACCUCAGAUACCUCUGAAUCUGUUCUUAGUGCUGUUCAAUUGCUCUGGGUCAACUUGAUCAUGGAUACAUUGGCUGCCUUGGCACUUGCUACUGAACCUCCUACUGACGAUCUUCUCAAGCGCAAGCCCAUUGCUCGUAAUGCUAGUUUGAUCAAUUACCGCAUGGGAAAACUCAUUGUGGGUGAAGCUAUCUUCCAAAUCGUACUCAAUUUGGUCUUGAUUGCCUAUGGUGACAAGAUUUUCCAUCUUGGCGACUCCGAAUAUGAUCAAGCUGUUCUGCGUACCCUGGUUUUCAAUACUUUUGUGUUCCUUCAAGUGUUCAACGAAAUCAAUUGCCGACGCAUAGACGACACUCUAAAUGUAUUUAAGAACAUCUUCCAUAACUGGAUCUUCCUUACUGUUCAAGUCGUCGUCGUUCUUUGCCAGUUCCUGAUUGUUACCUUUGGAGGUAUUGCCUUCAAGACGGUUCCAUUGUCUCCUCUCCAGUGGCUUAUCACAGUGUCUAUUGGUGUACUUUCCAUUCCGCUCGGUACCCUGAUUCGGUUACUACCCGAUUUCGGCCACAAAGGCGAAAGCGAGGAUGCCAAGCCUCUUGCUUCAUACUCCCGUAUGCAUUGGGAAGGUGCCAUCGGUGAUGUCAAGAGUGAACUUCGUGUGUUCACUGCUUUGCGUAAAGGUCGCAAUCAACACAAGCGAUCCAAUACUGCUACCAGCAUAGGCGCUUCCACCAGUCACCCCGACCAUUCCAAUUAUGGCAGCACUUCAGCUGGUAGUCCACCGUCCAACAACCGAUUCGCUGAUCUUGUCGUUAAAGCGAAAGCCAUGCGUCAAGCAGCUUCUGAUGCUGAAGGACGACAACAGCAUGAUCAAUAAAUAUGUUUCGGUUAUUUAGUUGUAACAAUAAACCUCUUCUUUGUUGAAUGUUUCAAUAGGUAUGUGGAGUGAGGCUGUGAGAUGCCAGAUUAAGAAUGUCCCCCAUAAAAAAAACCUGCAAAUGAAAGCCUCUGUCCCUUAC
Umbelopsis ramanniana AG is the source of this 3839-nucleotide messenger RNA. RefSeq lists its product as uncharacterized. The record is from RefSeq and is a predicted model, not a curated record. Gene Ontology annotation, cellular component: intracellular membrane-bounded organelle; membrane. Gene Ontology annotation, biological process: intracellular calcium ion homeostasis; calcium ion transmembrane transport. Bases 461 to 3697 code for a protein of 1078 amino acids. Gene Ontology annotation, molecular function: ATP hydrolysis activity; ATP binding; P-type calcium transporter activity. Lineage: Eukaryota; Fungi; Mucoromycota; Umbelopsidomycetes; Umbelopsidales; Umbelopsidaceae. The transcript is spliced from 4 exons.